CAAAGACACAGCUGCUGCUGCUUCCUGUGAUUUAUGCAAACGGGUCAUGUUACAUCCUGGGAAAACAGGCUCUUGUACUUGAAGUACAACAUGAAGGAUUAUAUUUGAUACGACUGAAAGCACAAAUGUCACUGCAUUUGGACUCUGAACAAUUGAUGACAAAACAAGAUGGCUCUUUUUGAGGAUUAUUUUUCCUUCAUUGAUCUAUGUCCAACCACCGUUUUGUUAACUACGACUUUCCUGCUUUUUCUCUGCCUUGCCUACAGUAGUUUUGCAUCUCACACAGGGAAUGAGCCUCCAGGACCGAGACGUCUGCCUCUGCUUGGCAACCUGCUGCAGAUUGAUCUCAAGAGACCCCACAACACCCUGUGUGAGUUUUCAAAGAAAUAUGGAUCUGUGUUCACUGUGUAUUUUGGACCCACUAAAGUGGUGGUCCUAGCUGGGUAUAAGACGGUCAAAGAGGCUCUUGUCAACUAUUCAGAGGAAUUUGGAGAUCGAAUGAUCGCCACGAUUUUUGAUGAUGUCCAUGAAGGUCAUGGUAUUGUAUUUGCAAAUGGAGAUUCCUGGAAAGAGAUGAGGCGUUUUGGUCUUUCUUCCCUGAAAGAAUGUGGGAUGGGCGGAAAAGGAGCUGAGAAGAUGAUCAUAGAAGAGUGCCACCAUCUCAUCGAAAUGAUUAAAAACUAUAAAGGGGAAGCAUUUGAUAUAAAAUGGCCCAUGAAUUACGCAUCUUCCAACAUCAUCUGCUCCAUUAUGUUUGGAAGCAGAUUUGACUACAAUGACCCCGUGUUUAAAGAAACUGUGUGGGUAUCAACUGACAAUUUAAAGCAUGUUGGCACCGCAGAAAUCCAGCUUUAUAACAUGUUUCCAUGGUUGGGCAGUUUGAUCAGCAAACGGAAGGUGGUAUUACAAAAUGUUGAGAAGAUUCUUGCCACCAUGAAUAGUUCAAUCCAGAAUCUGAAAGCAACAUUUAAUGCUGAUGAAUGCAGGGGGCUGGUGGACUGUUUCUUGACCCGUCAACAGAAAGAUGAGGAAUCUCAUGUCGUGGGCUCUCAUUACCACGAGAAGAACUUCACUUUCACAGUGACCAACCUGUUUGCUGCUGGUUCUGAUACUACAGCAAUUACACUCAGAUGGGCUUUGCUGUUUAUGGUGAAAUAUCCACAUAUACAGGACCAGGUCCAUGAAGAGUUGAGCCGUGUUAUUGGAAACCGCCAAGUCAGUGGAGAUGACAGGAAACUGCUGCCGUACACCAAUGCUGUCAUUCACGAGACCCAGAGGUUUGCGGACAUUCUACCAAUUGCUCUUCCUCAUCAAACAGCAAGUGACGUAACCUUCCAGGGGUAUCUUAUUAAAAAGGGGACGACUGUUUUUCCUUUACUGACUUCUGUCCUCUUUGACAAGAAUGAAUGGGAGAGUCCACACACUUUCAAUCCUUCUCGAUUCCUGGACGAAGAGGGAAAAUUCAUCAAAAGGAAUGCUUUCAUGCCAUUUUCUGCAGGUCAAAGAGUGUGCCUGGGUGUAAGCCUGGCCAGGAUGGAGCUCUUCCUUUUCUUCUCCAGCCUUCUCCAGCACUUCAAAUUCUCUCCUCCACCUGGAGUUACAGAGGAUGAAGUGGACCUGACUCCUUCUGUAGGCUUUACUGUUGGCCCUUCACCAUAUGAGCUGUGUGCCACCAUGCGCAUGUAAAUGAAUUAAAGAUCAAAGCACAGGACACUUGUGGUGUUUGUUGAAUGCAGUUGAUUUUUGCUACAUUUCUUCUGGCAUAUUCACAACUAACAUCCCAUAUGUGACCUGGAUCAUUUAUGCUGCACAAUGGAGCUAACCUAAUCAACCCUGGAUAUAUAUUGCUUUUUAAUUAAAGAGG
Molecule: messenger RNA, 1864 nt
Organism: Thalassophryne amazonica
Lineage: Eukaryota; Metazoa; Chordata; Actinopteri; Batrachoidiformes; Batrachoididae
Product: cytochrome P450 2K1-like
Exons: 9
Coding region: 169-1686 (505 amino acids)
Biological process (GO): xenobiotic metabolic process
Cellular component (GO): intracellular membrane-bounded organelle; cytoplasm
Molecular function (GO): oxidoreductase activity, acting on paired donors, with incorporation or reduction of molecular oxygen, reduced flavin or flavoprotein as one donor, and incorporation of one atom of oxygen; heme binding; iron ion binding
Source: RefSeq, a predicted model, not a curated record